This is a messenger RNA of Megachile rotundata (alfalfa leafcutting bee), 861 nucleotides long. RefSeq lists its product as uncharacterized. The record is from RefSeq and is a predicted model, not a curated record. Lineage: Eukaryota; Metazoa; Arthropoda; Insecta; Hymenoptera; Megachilidae.
AUCCAACUCCCGCUCUGAACUCUCUAACCACCAAAAUAACAAAUUCAAAUCGAUGAAAAUUCAAGUAUAAUCAUGUGACGCAUAUUUCUUCGAAUGAUACGGUAAUAUCUGGCGGUGGUGCUGCUGGUGGCUGGUGCUGGUCGCGUGAUUCAUCGAGGCCACAGGUUGAGCGGGUCAGGGACGCAGUUUCUGUGGCUUCAGGUCGGUGCACGUACAACCUGGAUUUCUGCACGAUUUAACGCGUAGCGUUGUCGUCGGGGGCUUCGCCAGCUAACAGACGAACGGGAUGAUACAGUUCCUCGCCGGGGACGAUAACAGACGGGUUCUGCUUGAUUAAUCCCGCGUCUUUAUCGGCUCGUUAGGACGGCCCGCUGAAACGGACAUUGUGUGGAUCGUGUGUUGUGCAGAAAGUGAGAACAUAGUUAUACAUCGUGGCUUCUUGAUGCGAGUUGGAUGGUCCGUUGAGGCGGAAACGAGAAAGAGGAAGUGCCGUGAUAUUUAAGAGAAAUGGGACUGGCAGAGAGUGAAGCCGAAAUGCAGGAGUUAGAAACAUCAAGACCUGGUAGAUCGCGAGAUCUCUUUGGUGUUCAGCUGGAGGUAACUUCCUUGCUUCUGGAAGGUGAACGCCGAAAGCUGACAGUUCUUCAACGAGAAUUACAAGUUGCACUCGAAGAAGGAGGAAGCGUGAAAGUUAAGGAGAAGCAAAGGCAGGAGUUGCUGCACGCCAUAUCGAAAAUUCAAGGACAACACGAGCAACUCGACAAGGAAUAUAGAAUCCACGCUGCCGGUGUUCUCUUAUGCAACUCAAGGGGCUCCGGGAAGGUAAGCGUUUUGUCAUUAUUCCUUCCUUUCCUUCCGUGA